Molecule: messenger RNA, 637 nt
Organism: Arabidopsis arenosa
Lineage: Eukaryota; Viridiplantae; Streptophyta; Magnoliopsida; Brassicales; Brassicaceae
Source: the annotation of a GenBank genome assembly
GAUGCAAACAAGACCAACAAAAGAAAAAAAAAAUGGCUUGUCACAAAAUCUUCCUUGCAAUAUCUCUAAUGCUCGUAGUCUCUAUGGUCAAUGCAGUUGAUUUCUCAGUUUUCGACAAUACUGGCAACUCUCCUGGAGGAAGGAGAUUCCGAGAUGAGAUCGGCAGCGUCAGUUAUGGCGAACAAUCACUGAGAUCUGCAACGGACUUCACGUGGCGUUUGUUCCAACAAACUAACCAUUCAGACAGAAGGGACGUUAAAAUGAUCACACUGUUCAUGGAGAACGGUCGGACUCCGGUAGGGCUUAUCGAAGGAAUAGCGGAUUACGUGAGGCUGAAAGCCGGUUAUGUUGCGAGUCAUUGGGUCGGGGCUGGUGGUGGUGAUAGAUGGGACCAAGGUUAUGAUGUUACGGCGAGGUUUUUGGAUUAUUGUAACGAUUUGAGGAAUGGGUUUGUGGCCGAGCUGAACAAGAAGAUGAGGAAUGGUUAUAGUGAUGGUUACUUCGUUGAUUUGAUUGGAAAGGACGUGAAUCAGCUAUGGAGAGAGUACAAGGCCAAGUAUGGUCAAUGAUUAUAAACUAGUAUGUAAUAAUAAUCUCAAUGAAUAAUUUGGUCACCCAAUAUAGUGGUGAGUGUUUA